CAUAUCAACGGGCACACAAUGUUCCAACGCUCUAGUCGACCAGUACAAUAGCGAGCCACCUGUUGUCGUCAAAACUGAUAAAAAAUAAUGUGAUGAACAUUUUGAAAGUGUGAAAAUGGGUGUUAAAGUUCUAGCUUUAAUAGCACUCUUAGUUAUUAGUGUUAAUGGACAAGAAACAGUUGACAACGUCACAAGUAAUGUUGUUGAGGACAAUGUAGUAAGUGAUACUACGACAGUGGUGGUACCAGUAACUGAAGUAAAAGAAGAUGAGAUCGAUAAUGAAAGUCCAGUGGAAAUUAUAAGUGACAAGGCUGAGCUGCACGUUAGGAGUGGGAAGUACCAGACCCUCACUGAUGGGCUAGCGGGAGAGGAGCCGCUGGCUUUAGAUGCGGUUGAUUUAAACGUCAACGAUAAUUUGCUCAGUGAAAGGCAGUUAUUGUCACCAAGCACCACUCAAGUUACAAAUAAUGAGUAUGCUCACAUCGACGGCCGCGUGCUACCCGACACAAGCUAUCAGAACAAUGGUCAGCCCUACGUCAUCACGGCUGCCAGGCUGGCGCAGAUCAGAGGCAACUUCAUGUACUGGUUCUACGAUCAAGGAGGCAAUGAAAACAUUGGAGACUAUCAGAGAGAUAUCCACACUUCUACUCCUCAAAUCCAUAAGAACUUCAACUUCCAGUUGCCGUUCUUUGGAUUUAGGUUCAAUUAUACCAGGUUAUCGAUGAACGGCUACAUCUACUUCAGCGACCCUCCAGACCACUACACCUACCCCCUCUCCUUCCCCGUGAGAGACUGGCCUGAUGUCAACGACCCUUCCUUCAUCGGUAUAUUCUUCAGCAAGUGCCGUAUCGGUAGCCAGCGUCCCGAGGACCCUGAUCAAAGAAGGCCUGGAAUUUACUUUAGAAUGGACAGGGAUUUACAGACGCGUACCGACCAACUUGGUGUGGAGAUGAGAGAGCGACUGACGUGGGACAUUCGUCAGGGUGUCAUCGGUUCCGAAACCUUCUUCCCCAAACACGCCAUCACAAUUACUUGGAAGAACAUGUCUUUCGCUGGAGGCAUUGACAACUCAUUGUUUGUGACAAACACAUUCCAAAUGGUACUAGCUACUGACGAAGUGUUCACAUACGCGAUCUUCAACUAUUUGGAGAUCAACUGGAGUUCACACACAGAAGCCGGUGGUGAUACCACGACCGGAGAAGGUGGUGUACCUGCUUAUAUUGGUUUCAACGCUGGUAACGGAACACAAAGCUACGAAUACAAGCCUUAUUCACAAGCGUCUGUACUUAGAGAUUUGACGGGCAGAGGAUGGGCGAACGGUUUUCCAGGUCGACAUAUAUUUAGGAUAGACGAAAAAAUACUUAUGGGGACUUGUAACAAGGAUAUCGAUGGCGCAAAUCUUCCCCUCAUGUUCGCCCCUGAGAGCGGUAACAUGUUGGGAGGUACAAUCGUCAACAUCACGGGUCCUUGCUUCAACCCUAACGAUAGAAUCACCUGUCGUUUUGAUACAGAGUCCGUCAUUGGUGCUGUAGUGGACGUCAAUAGGGCUAUUUGUGUCCAACCCAGGUUCUGGCACAAUGGAUAUGCUAGAUUCGAAAUUGCUAUUAAUAAUGAGCCCUACAAGUGGAAAGGAAAGUACUUUGUCGAAACACCCGCAACGGCCACAGAGAAGAUUUUCUUCACUGACAACUCAGUCCAUGAGAGAUAUCCACCUGAAAUCAGAAUAACCUGGGACCGCUUCAACUUGACCACGAAUCUAAACGUCCAACUGCAAAUCAGUUUGUGGGGCUACAAGGAGGUCACUAUCAGACCUCAACUCGAAUACAUAGAUAUGAUCGAAAUGGGCGUGGCCAACACUGGAGAAUACGUCAUCAAUCCUCAAAACUUUAGGAACAGGGAUAAUUUCUUACACAACGACAUGCAGUUUGGUUUCUUGCAAAUCAACUUGACUACACCAGAAGUGUUUAAAAAUGUUGAGAUAUCACCUGUCCUAUGGAGUCGUCCAAUCCCCUUGGGUUGGUACUUCGCCCCACAAUGGGAAAGGUUACACGGCCAACGUUGGCCCAACGCCCUUUGCAACAACUGGUUACGAACGGAUCGUUUCUUGAAGAACUUUGCGUCUCAAGUAUGGGUUUGCCCUUGUACGCUCGAACAUGCGUUACUGGAUAAGGGAAGGUUUAUGCCAGAUUUGGCUUGCGAUAAAGACACCAAUCCUACCUGUAGAUACCAUUGGGGCAGUGUCCAUUGUGUCAGGAGUGGAGCACCUAGCGCGGAAGGAUCAGGUCAACAGUGCUGCUACGACAAGAACGGCUUCCUCAUGUUGUCGUACGAUCAGAUGUGGGGAUCCAGGCCUUCGAGGUCACACGACUUCGGGUUCACUCCUUAUAACGAGGCCAACAAGGUCCCAUCGCUGUCCCAUUGGUUCCACGACAUGAUUCCAUUCUACCAGUGCUGCAUGUGGCAAGAAGAACAAGCUGUUGGAUGUGAGACAUUCAGGUUUGAACGUCGUCCUUCUCAAGACUGUGUAGCUUACCAAUCGCCUGGUGUUGCUGGAAUAUUCGGAGAUCCACACAUCGUCACUUUCGACGACUUGCAGUAUACCUUCAACGGAAAAGGUGAAUACGUAUUAGUAAGAGUGGAUCACCCGCAACUGAAACUGGACGUCCAGGGCAGAUUCGAGCAAGUUCCGCGGAACAUCUACGGACGAGUCAACGCUACACAUCUGACUUCUGUUGUCGCUGCGUCCAACAACUCCGUACCUAUUGAGGUUCGUCUGCGUCCUCAACACGCGCAAUGGCGUUACAGACUGGAUGUUUUCGCUGACAACAAGAGAGUGUACUUCGACAGGCCUGCCCUUAGGGUGCAAUACUUCCCAGGUGUGACAGUAUACCAGCCUAUGUACUUACUGAACCAGUCGGAGAUUGUCAUCAUGUUCUCAUCAGGCGCUGGUAUUGAAGUAGUAGAGAAUAAGGGCUUUAUGUCAGCUAGAGUUUAUCUUCCUUGGAAUUAUAUGAAUCAAACGCGAGGUCUAUUCGGCAACUGGUCUCUGGACGUUAACGACGACUUCACCCGACCGGAUGGCACGCGAGCCACUGUCGACCUCAACAACUUCCAAACCGCACACAGGGACUUCGCUCAACACUGGCAACUAACCGACCGCGAACAACGAGACAUAGGAGUAGCAAUGUUCUACCGCGAAUACGGCAGAACGGCAGCCUACUACAACGACAAUCAAUUCGUACCGAACUUCAUCAGGGAACCAGCUGACUUCCUACCGGCCAACAGGUCUCAAGACGUGGCGAGAGCUAUAGAACUGUGUCAGGAUUCCUAUCAGUGUCGAUAUGAUUAUGGCAUGACCCUGAAUAGGGAUAUGGCUGAGUUCACUAAGAAUUAUUUGUCGUCUAUUACGAAUAUAAAAGAGCAGAACGCUCGUCGAGUGAUCAGCUGCGGUAUAUUGGAGACACCACGAUUUGGUCGAAAGAGUAACUUCUUCUUCACGCCAGGAACUAGAGUGAACUUCGAGUGUAACCAAGACUUCAUUCUGAUUGGAGACAAGCGUCGAGUGUGUGAGGACAACGGUCGGUGGAACUUACCGGAUUAUGGAUACACUGAGUGCUUACGUAACCAAGAAUACUCGCAACGUUCUCUGUUUCUGACCUGGGCGAUCAUACUGGCAGUUAUUCUACCGUUAGGCCUGUUGAUUUGUCUGCUGUGGUUCUGGUGCUGGUACAAACCCAGGACCGAAGGCAAAGAAGGAUUCCGUUUCGAAGACAUUCCGCGAUCAAAAUCAGCCUCUAGACUUAAUCUAAGAUCAGCAUCAAUGGGAAAUCUCACGGAUACGAUGAAAUCGUCCACGUUACGUAGCUCCGACUCAAAGCCUAAGUUACCAGAAACUCCUACUGAGGAAGCCCCAAUGACUAGGUCUGCACCUCUAGUUAGGCCAGCUCCACCCGUCCCACAAGACGGCGAUAGUUCAGGUAUAGGUUACCCUGAUUCUAAUAAGAGUGACAAAUCUGACAAAUCAAAUCCUAAAAAACGUAGGGCCUAUGACAAAACUUACCGAACCAAUGAACCUAUCCCGAACGCUCCCAAUGAAGAAUUCCCAGAAAAACUGUGGGAUCUUUCCGAAGAGGACUUGCUUUCUAUAACCUCUCCGUCAGACACUGAAUCUAAUAGAGAUUCAACUUUGACGCGACCUGCUAAAGACAUCGAAUAUCAAAGCAGACCUCGUCAGACGGGUCGUAGAGCUUUGCCAAGUGACUCAGGUUAUUCCACAAAAGAUUCCGAGGACCCAUACUCUCCGAAGUAUGAAGGUCAAUACAGUCCUAUUCCUUCCCAGUACUCUCCAACGUACUCCGAAAUAUAUUCUCCACCGAUCAGCCCUACUUCGGACAAUAGUCCACGAAACACGUUCAAUAACCCUGGUUUGCCUGACCCUCCGAAGAGUGCUCCUGCAGAUUCUAUUCAGACGUUUACAAUGCCUCCUCAAAAAGGCAAACAGGAGUACUCAUCAAGAACCCUGGGCGCGACAUGGGGCAUCAUCAGCGCAGUCAUGGUGCCCAUCGCCGUGGUACUCAUCUGCAUCGCCUGGAGGAUACUCCUGCGAAGAAAGGCUGAGGAGAAGGAGGAGAAUGACUACUUGAAUGUCAAACCUAUAGACCCUGAGGAAUCCUUCCGUAUCAACUCUGAUGAUGAGAGCAUACCCUACAAGAAGGAUGUCACCGAAGAUGUGACGCCGGAACCUACGGAACCAGUGAAAGUGGUUGACAGUGCGGAGCCCGCGCCUUUUAGUUACGGAACCCCAUACGACCCGAACAGACAAGCGCGGCCGUAUGGUGGGGAAACCGAAAUUAAUUAAGUUAAUAUAAAUAUAAGAGAAUUUAAUAUUAAACAAGCAUAGCGUUGGUACCAAAUAUUUGUAGUUUUGGAAGAAAUAAAAAGUGGGUUUUGGAAAAAUACCGCGCAAUUGUCGGCCAUCUUCAAAAUGUUGCCAUCAAUUGAAGAUUGGUUUUAGUUUAGACAUAGGUUUUGAUUAGAUAGUAUUUUAGCUGCGUUUAUUUGUAAGUUUUAUACAAAUUAUUUAUGUUAUUACUUGCCUAUAUUAAUGUACAAAUAUAAUGUCUUGCUUUUAAAGAUUUUUCAGACUUAUUCCAAUUAAAACUACAUUAGGCAAAGGUAUUAUUAUAAAGUAUUACUAUACUGCGAACAUUUCCAUUCUUUUAAUACUAUGAUUUUGUAUUUUAUUUUAUUUUCGGUAUCAAUGAACAAUCCCACCAUUGUAAUAAUUUUAGAUUUACUUUUAUGUAGUUAAUUACGCUAAAGCUGUGUUUUUAUUUGAAACAUGACAACAAUUUAAUACAAAAUAAAACAAUUACGGUCUUUCUUUACACCUUUUAUUGUCUUUUUAUGUGCCAUUUGACAUUUUUAACUUUUUUAAGUAUCACUUUUUGUUUCAUGGUGAACUUUUCUAGUUGUUUAUUUUUUGUGUAAUUAAAUUCAUUAAAAUAAGUCUUCAUUUAAUAAAUCCUAUUCACUAAGAA
This is a messenger RNA of Helicoverpa armigera (cotton bollworm), 5540 nucleotides long. It is a transcript of the gene mesh, whose product is annotated as protein mesh. Gene Ontology annotation, biological process: cell-matrix adhesion. The record is from RefSeq and is a predicted model, not a curated record. Lineage: Eukaryota; Metazoa; Arthropoda; Insecta; Lepidoptera; Noctuidae. The coding region runs from base 116 to 4858 and encodes 1580 amino acids. The transcript has 22 exons.